UCAAUCCUCACCAGAAAUAGUCAUUUUUACUCUCUCUCUCGCGUUGUUCUCAGGCAGCUCCAUAUUUUUCUCUCCGAAUUUCAUAAGAAAUACUCGCUUUCUCUCUCUAGGAUCUCAUCAAAUCUGCCGUUCUCAGGUGUCAAAAACAGUAACGAGAAAUGGGGUUGACAUUCACGAAGCUUUUCAGUCGGCUUUUUGCCAAGAAGGAGAUGCGCAUUCUGAUGGUUGGUCUCGAUGCGGCUGGUAAGACCACCAUCUUGUACAAGCUCAAGCUUGGAGAGAUUGUCACUACUAUCCCUACCAUCGGAUUCAAUGUGGAGACUGUUGAGUACAAGAACAUUAGCUUCACUGUUUGGGAUGUCGGGGGUCAAGACAAGAUCCGUCCACUAUGGAGGCACUACUUCCAGAACACCCAGGGUCUCAUAUUCGUGGUGGAUAGCAACGAUAGAGACCGUGUUGUUGAGGCGAGGGAUGAAUUGCACAGAAUGUUGAAUGAGGAUGAGCUGAGAGAUGCAGUACUGCUUGUAUUCGCAAACAAACAGGAUCUUCCUAACGCAAUGAAUGCUGCUGAAAUAACCGACAAACUUGGCCUGCACUCACUCAGGCAGCGCCACUGGUAUAUUCAGAGCACCUGCGCCACAUCUGGAGAGGGUCUGUACGAGGGGCUCGAUUGGCUCUCGAACAACAUUGCUAACAAGGCUUAAAAGCUUUUUCGGAGAGCUAAUCUGGGAUGCCACCGACUUUUUCACCCAGCCUUUUGGCAAUGUAAUAUUUCUUUACAAUAUUUUUUUGCUAUGUUUAGGAGGACCCUUUGAAAAUGUCUGUUUAACAAAGGAUUAUUUGUUUCAUAAAUUUCGAAAAUAUUUGCUUAGUUGAAUGUAAUACACAAUCGUUGGUUUUUGGAUUUUGUCCUUUUCGUUUGCCGAUGCACAUUUAUUUUAACAUGUAAGUUCUUGAUUU
This is a messenger RNA of Erythranthe guttata (spotted monkey flower), 960 nucleotides long. RefSeq names its product ADP-ribosylation factor 2. NCBI's taxonomy places the organism in Eukaryota, Viridiplantae, Streptophyta, Magnoliopsida, Lamiales, Phrymaceae. The record is from RefSeq and is a predicted model, not a curated record. Gene Ontology annotation, molecular function: GTPase activity; GTP binding.